Molecule: messenger RNA, 864 nt
Organism: Emiliania huxleyi CCMP1516
Lineage: Eukaryota; Haptophyta; Isochrysidales; Noelaerhabdaceae
Exons: 3
Coding region: 1-864 (287 amino acids)
Cellular component (GO): centrosome
Source: RefSeq, a predicted model, not a curated record
AUGCUCCUCGGCAACCAUCCCGUCCCCGCACCCUCCAACGAGGUCAGCAUCGUCGGCGAGGUCACCAACGGGGUCAUCAUCGCCGCGAAAGCUGCCGUAAACACGCUCUUUUUGUCGCAGCGGCGCGGCGCGCUGAUGGCUCUCCAGAUAAAGAACCUGAAGAAGGCUGCGCUGGCGUACCUUGUGUGGGACCUACGCGGCGAGCUGGCGGGCGCGCGACUCGAGCAGGCGGUCGUGUACGGCAAGCGGCUCGAGACACACGCGAGCGGCGUGGACAAGGAGUUGGGCAAGUGCAAGCGGCGGCAGGCGGGCGCGGAGGCGCUUCUCGCUGUCGUUCCAGAAACUUUGCAGGACGUGCCGACGCCAGAGGAGCCCGCGGUAGAGGAGGAGCCGGCGGUCGAGGACCUGCCUGCCAGCGACUCCCGUCCCGACGACGCGUCUUCGGACAGCGAUCGGGAAAGCGUCUUCGAACGCCGGGCGCCCCUCAUCAACGCCGCCGCCGCUCAGCUGCCCCUCUCGCGCGAUCUGCUUGCCUACUAUCAGUCGCGCGUCGCCGCCGCCGAGAAGGACAUGGUCUCGCUGCAGGGCCGGCUCGAGGAGGUGGAAAGGCACGUGGAGGCGGCACAGCAGAGCCGGCGCGACCUGCUGAGGCGGACCGACGAGGUGGCCGAGCUGCAGCGCGCGCUCUCCGACUCGCACGUCUUUGUAUGGGAGGCGCGCGACACGGCCGCACGGCUGCAGGCGGAGAACGACGGCCUCCGCAUACAAGAAGCGGAGGACCGGCGGAAGAUCCAGCACCUGCUGGCCCUCGUCGAGCCGCUCUCCUCCGACGCCGCUCUCCUCGCCAGCCAGUCUUCCGACUAG